This is a messenger RNA of Schistosoma rodhaini, 1091 nucleotides long. Lineage: Eukaryota; Metazoa; Platyhelminthes; Trematoda; Strigeidida; Schistosomatidae. The record is from the annotation of a GenBank genome assembly.
UAACAUUUGAAUAUAUCAGUUAUUGAUAAGAAUGGCGACAGUGCAACCGAUUGUGAAUAGUCAUUUGAGUGAACUAGAUGAAGAUGUGUUCCAUCAUUUCGGAUUCACCACAAAAUCAUUUGAUUUCAAAGAGAAGUUUGGUGAUGUCAAGUUCGUUUGUGUAUGUGGUAGCAGUGGUAGAAUCCAUAAUUUUGCAAUAUCAAUGGCUAAAUUAGCAGGUUUGGCAUUACCUGUAGAAAAUAUAGCCGGUUCGCAUGCCAGAUUUGUACUUUACAAAGUGGAUCAUAUAUUAUUUGCAGAUCAUGGAAUUGGUAUACCAUCAACAUUAAUUUUAAUGCAUGAAGUGACGAAAUUAUUAUAUUAUGCCGGUUGCAAGGAUGUGUUGUUUAUACGUUUAGGAACAUCCGAUGGUUUAGGAGUGAAACCUGGUACAUUAGUGUUGUCCGAUCGUUGCGUGAAUACCAAAUUAGAGCCAUAUAACGAAUUGUGUAUUCUUGGUAAACCUGUCCGUCGACAAACUAAAGUGGACUCAAAUGCUGUAAAUGAGUUGAAAAAGCUUUCUGAGGAUCUUUCGUUGAAAUGUUUAGUUGUUGUUGGUGGUACAAUCACUGCCAAUGACUUUUAUGAAGAGCUAGGAAGAUUGAAUGGAUCGAUUUGUACUUUUAGCAAAGAAGAAAAGUUAGCUUUUCUUCAGUCAGCUUAUGAGCAUGGAAUAAGAAAUAUGGAAAUGGAGGGUGCUGCAAUUACAUCUCAUUGCAAUUUAACCGGUCAUCGAGCCAUCCUAGUUUGCGUAACAGUUGUAAAUCGUCUUGAAACUGAUGAAGUUACUACAUCUACGGAUGAAUUUAAAUUAUUUGAACAGUUACCAGGUCAACUAGUUGGAGAAUAUUUGAAAAGAAACAAUGGGAUAAUUGUUCGUUAAUCCAUGAAACAUGAUUGUUAGUUAUUGCGAUCAGUUGUAACAAUGAUGAACCAACUUUGAGGUUUUAUAUAAACUUUAUUAUUUGAUUAAUUUUCUAUUACGUAAAUGACUUUUAAAUUGUUGUACUGGUUAUAUUUAACAUUUCGAAAUAUUCCACGUAAUUUUCACU